GUGGCACUAGAGUUAACUCGUUCAAUAGUCUGGGAAGUUACCCCUCUCAACUCAACUUCCAAAUACUUAUUUUGUUUGUUUUUGCUUGCAAAUGACGUUUGGAGAUUUAUUGUUUUAAAAGGAAUCGUGUUCUCAGAUGGUACAUUAAUACGAUGGCUGGCAAAAAGAAAGAAGUCAGCUUGCAGGCGUCUGUCGCAAACCAAGAGCAAUGGGAUGAGAUGCUUGCAACUAAAGGUUUAACAGUUGUAGAUGUGUACCAGCAGUGGUGUGGUCCAUGCCGAGCUGUUGUCAGCUUACUGAGGAAGAUCAAAAAUGAACUGGGAGAUGACUUGUUACAUUUUGCCACAGCAAAAGCUGACAGUAUCGAUGCUCUAGAAAGGUACAGGGGGAAGUGUGAGCCCACCUUCCUGUUCUAUGGGGGGGGGGAGAUGGUCUCAGUGCUGCGGGGGGCUAACGCUCCUGUCCUCCAGAGGAUGGUGUUGGAGGAACUGGCCAGAGAGAAGACUGUCCUAGAGGAGGGAGGGGAACGCAGAGUGGUGAAAGAUGAAGGUUUGAUAGAUGAAGACGAGGAGGAGGAGGAUCAAAGUGAUGAAGAUAAACUUGUUCCAGACAGUAAAUCAUACACAGUGGCCAUCAUCAAACCAAACGCUGUGGCUCACGGCAAAACUAGUGAGAUUAUCAUGAAGAUUCAGCAUGCCGGGUUUGAGAUCCUAGCCCACGAGGAGAGAACGCUGAGCGACUCUGAAGCACGAGAUUUCUACCAGAACAAAGUAGGAGAGGCCUGUUUUGAAGACCUGAUCCAGUUCAUGUCCAGUGGCCCCUCUCACGUCCUGGUGGUCUCUCAGAGGGAGGGGUCAGCUAAUGUGGUGCCAGCAUGGAGGGAGUUUAUUGGUCCAGCAGACGUAGAGGAAGCCAGGAGGGAUAAACCUGAGAGCCUACGUGCCCAGUAUGGCAGUGAAACCCUGUUCAACUCGCUCCACGGUAGUGACGACAGCCAUCAGGCCAGGAGGGAGCUGGCCUUCUUCUUCCCCAGCUUCAGGACUUCUUCCCGGGCAGAGCAGCACGAGGAGGAAGGGCGAGUGGAGAGGACACUGGCUCUCAUCCGACCCAACCUCUCCAGGGAGAGCAAAGAUAAGAUCUGGUCUCGUAUCCAUGAGGCUGGCUUCACUGUGUCUCUCCAGAGAGAGGUGAUAUUAACAGAGGAACAGGCCAGACGGUUCUACAAACGACAUGUUGACCAGGACAACUUCCCUGCCCUACUGCACAACAUGACCAGUGGUCCUGUGUUGGCUCUGGCCCUGGCCAGGACGGGAGCUGUGGACCACUGGAGGAACCUUCUGGGCCCUAAAGACGUCAACAAGGCCAGGCGUGACUGUCCCCUCAGCCUCAGGGCCCAGUUCAUGGUGGCCAGUGAGGAGGACAGUGAGCCCCAGAACCAGCUGAACCAGCUCCAUGGCAGUGCCAGCAGGGAGGAGGCAGAGGAGGAGAUUGACUUCUUCUUCCCUAAACAGCAGACUCUGGCCAUCAUUAAGCCUGACUCCAUGGACGAACAUAGAGAGGAGAUCCUAGGGGAGAUCCGUGCUGGGGGUUUCUCUAUAUCUCAGCUGAGGGAGACAGUGUUGUCUAGAGACACGGCUGAGGAGUUCUACAGGGAACACAGAGACAAACCGUUCUUCAGCCAGCUGGUUGACUUCAUGUGCAGUGGUCCCUGUAUGCUGCUGGUGCUGACCAAGGAAAAUGCUGUGGAGGAGUGGCGGUCCAUGAUGGGCCCCACAGACCCUGCCCUGGCCCAGGUUACGGCCCCGGGGUCCCUGAGGGCCCGCUUCGCCUUAGACAUCCUCCACAACUCCCUUCACGGCUCCUCCAAUCAGGAGCAUGCUCAGGAGAAGAUUCACUUCCUGUUUGGUGAUAUCAUCACCUCAGACAGAGACCUGACCAGCAAUGGGGAACUGGAACUGGAUCCCACAUCGCGAGGAAAACAGCAGGACAGUUUUGCAGAUCUCAUGGCUUCAGACAAAUCAGGUUGUACAACUGCAGAAAUGACAGAACAUGCUGAGCCAGGCAGUCCAGAGAGCCAUCAAGAGCAUGUUGAGCCAGGAAGUCCAGAGAGCCAUCAAGAGCAUGUUGAGCCAGGAAGUCCAGAGAGCAAUCAAGAGCAUGUUGAGCCAGGAAGUCCAGAGAGCCAUCAAGAGCAUGUUGAGCGGGCCACAUCCACGUCAGACACACCCGGUGUCACACACAAAGAAGGGGGAGGUGAUCAGACACCAGUCUGAAGAAGAAGGAUCAACAGGUCACCAGUAGAGAUCCCCAGGACAGAUCCCCAGGACAGAUCCCCAGGACAGAUCCCCAGGACA
This is a messenger RNA of Oncorhynchus masou masou (cherry salmon), 2354 nucleotides long. It is a transcript of the gene nme9, whose product is annotated as NME/NM23 family member 9. Gene Ontology annotation, biological process: CTP biosynthetic process; UTP biosynthetic process; GTP biosynthetic process. The coding region runs from base 153 to 2273 and encodes 706 amino acids. Lineage: Eukaryota; Metazoa; Chordata; Actinopteri; Salmoniformes; Salmonidae. The record is from RefSeq and is a predicted model, not a curated record. The transcript is spliced from 16 exons. Gene Ontology annotation, molecular function: nucleoside diphosphate kinase activity.